Closterium sp. NIES-67 is the source of this 3945-nucleotide messenger RNA. Lineage: Eukaryota; Viridiplantae; Streptophyta; Zygnematophyceae; Desmidiales; Closteriaceae. The record is from the annotation of a GenBank genome assembly.
GCUUACCUCAUCCCGCCAUUUCCCUCGUUUUCCCGCGCCUGAGGGGAUCUAAGCCAGAACUUCGUUGUGCCUCGCACUCCAGCGUACCAACCACCACCCAUCUCACCUCUUGGCAUCAAGCCCAGCCCGAAUCUAGAAAGAGCGCCUUUUCAUCGGCUGCUGCUUUAUCUGACAAGGUGCUUCGCUGACCGAUAAUCUCACCUCAGCUAUCUCAGCUGAACCCUCGCCGACUAUUGCACGCUGCGUCUUGUGGCCUCGCUCAGCCAGAGGUCCUGUCGUGCUUUCUGGUGGGUUAGUACUUUUUUUUUAAGCCUAUAAGCUUCUCGAGAUUUCGUCCACCCAGGUUUUCAUUGUCAGUCAAAGGUCCAUCCUCUUCCGGCUCUCCUCCCAUCUCCAGCAACCCGCUCCGCUCCACCAGAUCCCUCUAGUUAAGCCCCUCCUCUCCGGGAAUCCCGCUCACUAGCAGCCAUGGCUCUCUCGCACUCGAGUCUUGUUCUUAAUCUCAUACCCGCCAGUAUCUUAACCGACGCCGCAUCUGCCGGCGGUCCGCCAUCCGCCUCGUCCAACCCGUCAGGCCGACUACUACCUUCCGCCACCAUUUCUACUCUGCGCCACGCGUCAUCACCAUCGCAAGCCUUCUCCGCCGCCUCACACAAUGCCGGGAUGUCGCUAUUCCCCUCGCCCCUCCACUCCCUCCACCACACGUCCCUUCCGCGUAUCACCUCCGCCGCGCCUGCGCCAGCGUUACUCUCUGCGCACGCGCGCGCCAUCCUUCCCCAGGCCUCUCAAGCUUCUCAAGCGGCGGCUCAACCCGCGCAACCUUCCGCCGGGUCUCAGUCGUUCUACGACGCGUGGGUGGCGGAUGUGAAUGGCAAGGGGAGCACCUGCAGCAGCAGCGACAGCAGCGGCGACAGAUCCGCGACGUUAAGCGGCAGCGCGAGAGGAUCUCCGCUUAAACUGCGGAGCGCGCAGGUUCUUUCCGACCUGAGAAAGGCCUCCGCCACCGUCGCGGUGUCCACCGCGUUCGCGCUAUCCGCUGGCUGCUGCGAGCCAGGCGGCGCGCUCGCGCUGGAUCAACUCCCCCCGCCGGUUCCCCCGUCAUCAGAUCAGGUUGCGGUUUCGACGACCAGUGGCGCAAUGAAAUCAGCUCUUUUCGUUGACGAUUUCAUCUCUCAACUGGAGUCUAUCCCUCCCGCUCCCGCACCUGCCACGUCAGCAUCCCCCACCCCGGCGUCUUUAACGCGCCAGAUGUCUCUGACCUCAUCCGGAUCUUCUGUCAGAGUGGUCUCGCCCGAGGCGCAGGAGGAGGCGAAGGCGCUCCUGGUGCGGCAGCUGGAGGAGCAGGAUAGGCUGAGGAAGGAGGAGGAGCGGAUGUGCGACGCGGUUCUGUCGCCCGUCAAGCAGGGGAUCCCAGCCCCCCAAUCGGCCUCCUCGGGUCGCUCGCGUUCCGUGACUUGGGCCGACUGCGCUGCGGACUUCCCUGCUGACGUCAUGGUGCCGCUAUCCCUGUCGCCCGGCGGAAGCUUCAGCGGAUCCGGCGGCGCCGGCGACGGCAGCGGAAGCGGAAUGCGCAACAGCAGCGGGUCAAUCGUGGCGGAGCCCGCGGUGUAUGUGGGCCCGGUGGGGGGAGGCGCGGCGGCGGCUUCCACCGCCAUGGGCGGAGUUGUGACGGGCGGCCCGAUCGCGGCGACGGAGGUGUCGUUCGCGGGAGCCGCGGCGGCGAGUCUGACUCUGGAAAGCGCCGCCGCUGCUGCCAUAGCGGGGUCCUCUGGAGGUCUCUCCGCGAAGCUCGCGGCGAUCAUGGGCCAGUCGGUACAGCACUUCGGCGUGGGCGGAGUGGCGGGCGCGGUGGGCGCGGCGGCCGUGUACCCGCUCGACACUAUCAAAACGCGGAUGCAGGCGCAGCGCAAGGUCAAAGAUUCGGACGACGAGGGGGAGUCCGGGGGCGUAGGAGAUAGAGACUCGGCGGCGGAUCUGACCGGCGCAAGCGGCCAACAAAUGCGAUCCGCAUCCGGAUCGGGAGCGGAGUCUGCGCAAGCGCAAGCGCAGGCGCAGUACCGCGACGAGUGGGACUGCUUCCUCCGCAUGGUGCGCGAGGAGGGCCCCGGCGCGCUCUACUCCGGGCUCGGCGCGCAGCUCGUCGGAAUCGCGCCGGAGAAGGCGAUUAAGCUUACUGUGAACGAGGUGCUACUGACGCUGCUCGAGUCGACGAUCCCUGGCGCGCGUCUGUGGGUUCUCGAGAUUAUCGCUGGCGGCGGAGGCGGAUUCUGCCAGGUGGUGUUCACGAACCCCGUGGAAAUCGUCAAAGUUCGCAUGCAGGCGCGGAAAAAGACGACGACGGCGGGUGGCGGAAGCGCGUCGUCCAGCGAUUCGGAAGCGGAAGGCGCGGUCUCGUUAGCCGGCGGAGCGAGCGGAGCGGUAGCAGCGGAGGGGGGGAAGCAGCAGCAGCAGCAGCAGGGGGGGAAGACGUCGUGGCAGGUGGUUCAGGAGUUGGGAAUUCGCGGGCUGUACAGCGGCUCUAGCGUGACUCUCGCGCGCGACGUGCCGUCCACCGCGCUCUUCUUCGCGUGCUACGCGGCGCUGAAGCAAGUCAUGCCGGACCAGACGUUCGUCGACGGGUGCCUGGCCGCGGUCCCCGCCGCGUAUCUCGUGACGCCGAUGGAUGUGGUUAAAACUCGGAUGCAAAUGGAGCCGGAGGAAGGAAAGGAGGCGUAUGCGAACGCGUGGGUUUGCGUGAAGGAGAUUGUGGAGGAGGAGGGGCUCGGCGCGCUGUUUAAGGGCGGGAUUGCCCGCGUGCUGCGCAUGAGUCCGCAGUUUGGGAUUACGCUCAUGCUGUACGACAUGCUGUCGCAGUAACGCGGUUAUGCAGUAACGGAGCAACGCAGUAACGCAGUACCGAGUAUCUCUCACUCUCACGCGCCCUCUCCCCCGACCUCUCACCCGCCCUCCCACACGUGACCGCCCUCCCCCAUGCGCGUUGUCUAGAGCCAUGCAACCCCAGCGGCUAGAGCACCAGCCGACUGCUUCCUUCCAUCACGUCACACGUGGCCUACCUUUUCCAGUGGCUCACCCUCUUCACUUCACCCCCCUCGCCAACCCCACCACCCCCAACGGCAACCCCACCACCAUCACCACCCCCAACGCCACCUCCACCACCCCCGCCAUCACCAUCGCCACCACCACUGCUGCUGUCGCCGCCGCCACAACUGCACAAAGAUCUCCAUUCAUUCUACCCUUCCGCACACCAACUCCGCCGUCCGCGGUCAAUGGCCAUCCUUCGCUCACUCGCCCGUCCAUCCACCCUCCCCCCCUCCCAUCCACCCACCCAUCAUCCAACCUUCCACGGGUCCCUUCUCUAUCCUAUUGUUGAGUACCAACAACCCGUGUAGCACUUCUCGACAGCCAUUCCUUCUGCCAUUUCUUCCACUUUCCUUCGUAUGUACACAGAUGUAAUACAGCCCUUUGACUGAGCCAUCCCCUGCUGUCGGGCGGACAGUAAGCAGGGCAGGCUGAAUACGGGGGCCAUGCAGGUGCACACAUCCAUACAUACCAUACCAGUACCACACUCUGCAAGGAGCUGUUGUCAGCCUAGUGGCAUCCGUUCAUCCUUCCGUUCCUGCUGACUCAGCUCAAGAGUACUGGUAGCUAUAUACAGCAACAGCCGCAGCAACAACGGCACCAGUGGCAGCAGUAAUGAUUGGUUCAGCCUGUAUGGAGAGACUGGGAUAUGGGUAGCAACAGUUGGGUAGGAUGAUGCGUUUUCUAUUAUCUUGGGAAAUGAGGCCAGAGUAGGCAAGCUUUUUACUUUUUUUUUUUCGUUUUCUUAUUUUCUGACUCCCAUUGCUUGCUGUGAUUCAGUUGCGUGCUCUGUGUCAUGAGGUGCAUUAUUUACAGAUACCGUGUGAUAUUAACAUUUUGCUGUGAUUCAGUUGCGUGCUCUGUGCC